UACUACGACUACUACUACUACUACUACUACUACUACUACUACUACUACUACUACUACUACUACUACUACUACUACUACCACUACUACUACUACCACUACUACUACUACUACUACUACUACUACUACUACUACUACCACUACUACUACUACUACUACUACUACUACUACUACUACUACUACUACUACUACUACUACUACUACUACUACCACUACUACUACUACUACUACUACUACUACUACUACUACUACUACUACUACUACUACCACUACUACUACUUUAUAUUACUCCAACUACUACAACUAUUAG
Messenger RNA from Schistosoma turkestanicum, 307 nucleotides. The record is from the annotation of a GenBank genome assembly. NCBI's taxonomy places the organism in Eukaryota, Metazoa, Platyhelminthes, Trematoda, Strigeidida, Schistosomatidae.